Drosophila albomicans is the source of this 1251-nucleotide messenger RNA. RefSeq names its product protein HGH1 homolog. Lineage: Eukaryota; Metazoa; Arthropoda; Insecta; Diptera; Drosophilidae. The transcript has 5 exons. The record is from RefSeq and is a predicted model, not a curated record. The coding region runs from base 83 to 1180 and encodes 365 amino acids.
CACUCCCCGACAACAACAUAAACAACGAGCAACGAGCUCUAUUUGUUGAAUAUCGCGUUUAAUUAACAGAACACAGAAAACAAUGGACAGCGUAAGAGAACUAAUACAGUUUUUACAGCCCAAUCAACGUCUGGACUUAAAGGCUGUCGCCCUAACGCAUGUACUAAGUCUGACCGGCAGUGCCGAAGGCAAAGAUGCAAUACUCUCGCUUGAUGACUUGCUGAUGGCGAUUUUUGGGUUGACACUCGAUGCGAACGCCACAAUUGCAAAGGAUGCUGUGCUCUGUCUGAUAAAUCUCACGGCUGAGGAAGCAGGCGCUAUCAAAGUCUACGAAUUAGCAAAAGAAGUGCAACCGAGCUUCGUCAUUGCGGAGGUUGCCGCCAAGAAGAUUAUCGACGAGCAAGCAGAUUUGGCCGAUGCCUGGAGCAUGGUGCUGAGCAAUUUGACGCGCGUCGAGUCUCUGGUGCAUGGUAUAUUGGAUACUUUAGAGCCGACGCUGCAACAGCUGGCCAAAGCCUUUGCCCAACUCGACUACAACAAGAAAAAGUCAAAACUGCACUAUUUGGCACCCAUCUUCUGUAAUCUAACACAAGUACAGCGUGGCCGCGAGUUGUGUUGCCAGCCAAAGUAUCGACUGCUUGAGAAGCUGCUUCCAUUUGCAUCCUUUGAGGAGAGUGUUGUGCGACGUGGCGGCACCAUCGGCAUCAUAAAGAACAUAUGCUUUGAUGCUGUAUACCAUGAUGUGAUAUUGAAUGAUCAGGAUGACAUAUUGGUGGCCUUACUGCAACCGCUUUGUGGGCCGGAGGAGUUCAGUGAUGAAGAGAAUGAGAAAUUACCCAUUGAACUACAGUACUUGCCCGAAACUAAGACGAGAGAAACGGAUCCGGAUCUGCGUAAAAUGCUGUUAGAGUGUCUGCUGCAACUGUGUGCCACACGUCGUUGUCGCGAAGUGCUGCGCGCUAAAGGAGUCUAUGAAAUACUGCGGGAAUAUCACAAAUGGGAAGCCAAGGUGGGACGUGAAAGCGAUUGUGUAUUGGCCUGCGAGAAUGUGGUGGAUAUUUUAAUUAAAAAGGAGGAGGAAAUUGGCUUGGACAACUAUAAAAGUGUCGAGGUGCCAACUGAGCACACUGAAAAGUUUAUCCAGGAGGAUGCCGCCUAUGUUAAGACACUUUUAGAUUAAAAAUCCCAUCAUCUCCGGACUGUAAAUAUAUGUAGUUUAAGAUGACCAGAGUAAACAACAUCGAUAUUCAG